UGCCCAGUUUCACCGUCUUCUCCGAGAGUGAAGUGGAAAACAAAUUGUUUGAUGCUAACUACGACUCAAUGACCCGUGCGUGAUAAGACAAUCAUAUAAAAAUCUCGACACAGCUGGCAGGACGGUCACUUUAAGUAAGGGGCAGACCAACUAAGAAAGACGAUGCGUGUCGGGUGGACCUUACUGGCUUUGGCAGCUUUGCUGCUAGGUGCUAGUUGUGACCUCGUUGAAGAUGUCCAGAAAACAAUAGAAGAUUUCCAGGCACUUAUGCCAACUGGAGACCCAGCUUUGGGUAUACCCCAACUUGAACCUCUGUCCAUCAGGGAACUUCCUCUCAGUGUUAAAGUGACACCAUUCAAUGCGCAGAUAUUGGCCAAGAACAUUCUAGCUGCUGGCGCUUCGGGUUUCGAAGUAACACAUAUCAGCCUUCGCGAUGACGGCAAGCUGGCCGUUGCUCUUAACAUACCCGACAUUGAGGUGACAGGAGCGUACGACAUCGACGGAAAGGUUAAGGUUGGAUUCAUAUCAGUCAAGCUCUCUGGUAAUGGACCGCUAGCGACUGUCAACACUCUCAUUAAUAAAAUUUUACCUGCGUUUAUUAAGUCGAACAAGGAGAAGAUCAACCAGCUCGUACAGUCUAAGGCUAAGAAUUUCAUCAACAAGUACCUGGACGGUAUUUCCGGUAACAAGCCGUCCCUGGAUGAAAGAAUCGAACUAAUUACGCACUAGCACACCGACGCCACAGGAAGAGCAGGCCAUGCAAAUUCUGGAAAGUUUCAAGGCUAUGAUGAAAGAUGGGCGACCAGACUUCAGCAUCCCUGUUCUCGACCCAGCAGUUGUCCAUAAACUAGCGAUUGACGCCAAUCAUGCCCUUCUUACAGCAAAAAUAAUUGCAACUGACGCGAGUGUCCAAGGCGUAUCUGACUUCACAGUUAAGAAGAUAUCCCAAGUUGGGGAUACAAACAAAUUGGUUGUUGACGUUGCAAUCCCCGACAUCGAAAUUUCAAGUCGGUUUGAGAUGAGGGGAAAGGUGUAUCUUCCGUUGCCUAUAUCUGUAAACGACAAUGGCCCUCUCCAACUUAAUAUCACAGACCUCAACCUUUCUGCGACAAUUGAAGUCAUUAACAACAGCGACGGCAGCUACAAUAUUAAGAGCGUGACAAUGGACUCGUGGUCGUUCAACACCAUAAAGAUUCAGCUAGACAAUCUGCUCGGCGGGGGAUUUUGGGGCAGAAAGGCGAACGAUCUUCUGAACAAGAUACUCCCUGUAUUGGUCGAGAACGAUCGUCCCAAGAUAAACGCACGGCUUGAAAAUGUCGUCAAGAAUCUGUUCAAUGCAUACAUUGACGGCCUAGCGGGCAAGACUGCCGCCGACCUCACAGCCCAACUGCAAGAAAUCAGCGAACUUUUCAGAUCUGCAAUGAAGUCAGGCCGUGCCGAUAUUAAUAUCCCUGUCAUGGAUCCUGCGGCCAUCGAUGAACUCUCCGUACAGGUCGAAAAAUGGCCUAUCAGCCACACGUUGAAGACGUGCGCAGAUGGGCUUCAGGAGCAGGCGAGCGAAUCAUCGGCCAGUUUAUGGACGCUGUGUCGGGGCGUGUUGUGCUCCCCAACCUUGACGGUAGAGCGGCUAAACUACUUGAGGAUCUUCGAAGCGUUCUCAAAACGGGAAGUGUGAAAUAUGACAUGCCCGUCUACGAUCCAGCCACAGUUGAGCAAGUUCCACUCGAGAUCAAGGUUGUGGGGCAAACGGCGCGUUUGGUUGUCAAGGACAUAACCGUACAUGGCACGUCGGACUACGAAAUUGCGGAAAUCACGCAGUUAUCCAACACAAAUAACUUGGACAUCAAAAUUGUGGUCCCAGCCCUCAAUGCGAAUUGCAAGUUUACAGCUUCGACGUCUGGCAUAAUUAAGUUGAAUGACGAGGGAUCGGCUUCGGUUAAUAUUAAGGACUUAACUGUGUCGGCUACUGCCUCGAUGUCAUCUAAUAUUGAUGGAUCCCUCGUUCUACGUGACCUCAAGAUCCGUUCAUGGUCUACAGGUGCAAUUGCGGUCACGUUCGAAAAUUUGGACAAGUUAGGAAAGCUCGGAAAAGCUCUGAACCUGGUCAUUAACAAGGUUCUUCCUACGAUUAUUGAAGCAAGGAAGCCGGUACUCACAGCCUGGGCCCAGGUCACAGCCAAGAGCGUGCUGGACAAGUUCUUAACUGGCGUAGCAGCAGACUCAUUACUUCCCCGUGAGAUCCACAUUGCUACGAUUGACCAUGAAGCACAUGCUAUUCUAAUGCAGCUUGUCAACUUGGCAUUGAAGGCCGGUUUGGCUGCUUAACGUUAUUUUUUACUUGCUGGAAUGUUAAUUGUGGUACAGCUAGAAAAAUAAAAAGCUACACAAGGA
This is a messenger RNA of Frankliniella occidentalis (western flower thrips), 2391 nucleotides long. RefSeq lists its product as uncharacterized. The record is from RefSeq and is a predicted model, not a curated record. Lineage: Eukaryota; Metazoa; Arthropoda; Insecta; Thysanoptera; Thripidae.